Molecule: messenger RNA, 3279 nt
Organism: Cydia pomonella (codling moth)
Lineage: Eukaryota; Metazoa; Arthropoda; Insecta; Lepidoptera; Tortricidae
Product: integrin beta pat-3-like
Exons: 8
Coding region: 862-3156 (764 amino acids)
Biological process (GO): cell-matrix adhesion; cell adhesion mediated by integrin; integrin-mediated signaling pathway
Cellular component (GO): focal adhesion; cell surface; integrin complex
Molecular function (GO): integrin binding
Source: RefSeq, a predicted model, not a curated record
UGAUUGCCCUGCUGUAGGGCUAAGAUGGUCGGCUCUUUAUCAUUUGUCACCAUACCUGUCACGUUCUAACGAGUAUGUAAGUGCGAAAGUGACGGGCAUAGCGACAAGUGAUAAAAAUGGAACCAUGCUGCAAUUGCUGCAGUGGUAUCAUGGUCGCAUUUUUAUCACCUGUCAUGUCAUGUGUCACUUUCGUACUUACAUACUUAUUAGAACGUGACAGGCAUCUUAGCCCUACUGAUUUUCAUUUCAAACUUUAUUGCGCAAUAAAAAAAUACAAUUAUUCCAAUUAAAAUAUAAUGGAAUAAUCAACUAAAUAACCGUUGUGUGCGUGAAAAUAAAAUAUUGUUCGAAUAGGUAUUUAUAUUAUUAAAUGCCAUUUAAUCAUAAUAUACUAUUCCGUAUUGUGUAAAUAACGCACAAUGUACUAUCCCGUAUUGUGUCGCCUCAUUACGGUACAAUGAAAAAUUCGUGCCUGAAAUACGGGACAACCCGUAAAAUACGGGACAUCUGGUCACCCAAUAAAACAUAUAUGACUAAAUAACCCUAUUCUGUUACCUCUUCAGCCACCGAUUUACAUGAAGUUCUGUAUGAACAUAGACGAUAUAGUUUUAGGCCCGAGAAGGACAUAAGUUACAAUUUUUUCACGGAAAUCAUCAUUACAAUAUACAAUCGGUAUAAAUUAAUAUAAUAUAUUAUUGCAUGUCAUAAAUUCGAUUUACCUAAGCGUAUGUGAAUAGUUAUCCUCAUAAAAUAAUAUUCAUAAGAAAUAUUAAACUUCCUCUUAAACGAAUCAUAUAGCUACGAAGGCGAAGCACAAAAACGAGUAGUCGCAAAAUCAGAAUUCCGCAUAACGAAGUAAGCAUGCACAAGGAAGUGUUGUUUUUCGUUUUUCUUUGCUGCCAGUUACAGCAGGUAAUUAACGAUGAAUUGCAAAGUUGCAGGCAGAGAAAUAACUGUCAUGAGUGCAUUACAGACUCGACGAUGUGUGCUUGGUGCUCUGCUGAUAACUUGAAGCUAAGCGAUAGAUGCCAGCCGGCCGAUUCAGAAGAAGCUAGAACAUGCCCCGCAGAAUAUUCCCACAGCCCAAAGAGCAAUGUUGUUGUAGACGAUAGAGAUAACCUCAACUUUUCCUCGGCUAACCAACACUCCAUACAAAUAAAACCACAAAAAAUCAAAAUGAAAGUAAGAGUAGGAGAACAAAAGAAAUUCCAUUUCUAUUAUAAAGCUGUUGAAAAUUUCCCCGUUGACUUGUAUUUUUUGCUUGAUGCCUCGAACACUAUGAAGAGAGUAAGAAAUGACAUUUCCAAAAAAAGUAAAGAAAUAUACGAUGCAAUGUAUAAUUUGACAACUGAUAUUCAAUUAGGAUACGGAACCUUCAUAGAUAAACAUGUUUUUCCCUUUCAAAAUAAUAUGACAAGAAAAUGCUACUCAUUUAAGCAUAAUUUGAAUCUGACAUCCGAAUUAGAGGAAUUUCAAACCGCCUUAAAUAAUACGAUUUUUGAAAAAAACUACGACUACCCAGAAAGCGGAUUGGAUGGUUUAGCACAAGUCAUGGCUUGCCAGAAAACAAUUCAAUUCAGGAAUCAAUCCAGAAAAGUAAUUAUGUUAAUAACCGACAGCCAUUCCCAUCACGCCGGAGACGGACAUAUGGCUGGAAUUAUAAAGCCUUAUGACGGCGAAUGUUACUUGGAUGAAGAGGGAUAUUAUACGAAAGAGAAAGAAAUGGAUUACCCUUCUGUUGGCAUGAUAAAUAAGCUGGCGGCAGAGGAUCAGUUCACAAUCAUCUUCGUGGUGACUUUGGAGUAUCGCAAACCGUAUCAAGUCCUAGCUGACGCAAUACCUGGAGCGCUCGUGUCGACGUAUGAUAAACGUACUAUUUCUGAAAAGUUGAAUAAGUUUUACAAGCACAUUAGUAAUAAUAUACUUCUAAAUGUAAAUAUGUUGGAUGAAGACAAAGAUAAAUUCGAAAUUACGUUUAAUCCGGAUUGUAGCAAAAAAGACAGUUGCAAAGUUGUAUUGGGCGAAGAAUUGCGCAUAGAUGGACUAAUAAAAUUAAAAAAAUAUUAUGGGAAAGAUAAUAUAACCAUACCAAUUUUACAGAAGGGAUUAAAAGAGGCUCUGCAUUUAGACAUCCAAAUAAUUUCCAGAUGCGAUUGUGAAUUUGUGAAUGAUUCAAGCUAUCAAAUACAAUCUAGUUUUUGUAAUUCAGCUGGCGAUUUACAGUGUGGCAUAUGCAGUUGCAAUAAAAAUAGAAGCGGCCCAACAUGUGCGUGCAUCGAGAAUAAUUCUACAAGUGGACUAUCAGAGAACUCGACCCACUGCUUUAACGAAGAUGGCGUUGAGUGCAGCAAAAAUGGCAACUGCAUUUGUGGGGGCUGCAUGUGUAGGCCAGGAUUCGCCGGGCAGUACUGUGAAGUGCGAACCGACAACUGCCAGAGAGACGACACCGGGGCGCUCUGUUCUGGCCACGGAAGGUGCUGGAACGGCACGUGCGAGUGCAUCAAGGGCUCGUGGGAGGGAGACAAAUGUGAAUGUUCCAUGUCCAAUGAACUGUGUAUGGAUGAUAAUGAAAAUGUGUGCAACAACCGUGGCAAAUGUAAAUGCGAGAAAUGCAAUUGUGACCCAUUGCCAAAAUGGGACGUCCGCGACUACAAAGAUAAACAUUGUGGCUUGUGGUGCGACGAUUGCCACACACGACAGUGCCUAGCUCUCAUCGACUGUGUGGCAUGCCACAACCAGAAGAACAGCUCGGAAGACUGUCGAGUAGAAUGUGGCGAUAAAAUUACAAUAGCGCCAGACGUAGAUCAGAAGAUUGAUAACGUUUGCGUCAAUGCUAGAGUAUCGUUUGGGUGCUACGCAAAUUUUUCGUAUUUUUACAACGAUGAUGAGCAAGGAAUUGUCUUGUAUCGGCUGUCAGAGCCGAAUUGCAACGAGGAAUAUUACAAGUACGGCGCGAUAUCCCUCUUGAGCGCGCUAGUGGUAGGCCUAAUAAUCAUAUGGGGGUUGAAGAUGCUGACGGACGCACACGACCGCGCCGAGUACGAGCGCUUCCUGCGCACUGAUGACGAUGGCGAAGCCGUCGAGAACCUCAUCUACAAACAGCCUACCAACGUGUUCCGGAACCCUAACUUUAAGAGGUCCUUUACUUUCCGAUGAUCUUGUUGUAAGGAUCGUACCUACUACCUAUGUGAAUACUGAAAAAAUAAAAAUGUACCCUAUCCCUAAUGUCAUUACUAGUUGUCAUACAAUUUAAUUUUCAAUAAAAUGUAAGGAAUCGAA